GUCCUGGGCAGUACCGAGUCCGCUCAGUCCUGCCCACCCUCGAAGCACAGGCGCCGCUCGGCGGGUAUAAUGGGUCGCUUGGCCCUUUCCCCUCGUCUCCUUUUGUCGUUUCGGCUCCUUCGUCGCCCUCCGGGUUUCCUUUGGUAUCGGCACACCUCCACCUCCCCCGUCCCGCUUCUCCACCAUGCUCCGGGCCAUCUCCUGUUGUUUUGGAGGGCUCGCGACCCCGCCCAAGGACCGAGGCGUCUCCGAGCGCACCACUGUCUCGGAGCAGACGGGGUCCUCUGUCUCCCACCAAACCCCGCAAGCCCAGCCUCCUAUCUCCGAGCAGCCUCAGCCUCAGCCCCCGGCCGCCCAACCCGCUGACAUUCAAACCCAGACCCAGACCCCUGUCUCCCAGCAGCCAAAGUCCCCUCCGACCGAUCCCUUUGGCCCCUGGCUCCAUCCUGUCGAGUGUCUCAUUAACACUGCCCGCGACGAGCCCGAUGCCCUCCUGAUCAACACCUACGAGAGCGGCAUCUCGGAGCGACUCAGCUAUCUCCGUGUGUGGAAGCAGGCAUACUCGGUCGCCCAGGCUCUCAAGGCUCUCCCUGGCUGGAACGACGACGGCCAUGAAGUCAUCGGCACCUUCUGCGAGGCCGAAGCCAGCUGGGUGAUCUACUCGUUCGCUGUGUGGAUGCUGGGCAAGAAAACACUCAACCUUGCCCUCAACCUGCCUCCUGCAGCCCGCAAGGGCCUGUGCGAGAGACAUGCAAUCAAGUUCAUCCUCUACCACCAUACCAAGCCUGGUCACACCGAAGGCGUGACGUUGGUCGAUGCCACCACGUUCCAAGUGCUGGACGACGCUCCACCUCCGUCCCUCGAAGUCUGUGAGCCCCUUGAUGGGUCUGUGGCAUAUGCCUGCACCUCCGGAACGACAGGCAUUCCCAAGUCAUUCAAGUAUUCCCACAUGGUGGCGACCGUGCUCAGACCAUCACUUGGCAUCCCUCAGUGCUCUGCCGGCCUCUGCCAGGCCCCCUCCUUCCUUUCAGCUCUAGGCCUUAUUCUUUGUGUGUUGAAUCUGAAGGGAUCGCUCUGGAUUCCUGAGCCAACUCCCAACACUGUGGAUAAAGUCAAGAGGAUCGUCAGAAUGCUGGAUGAUGAUCUUUCGUACCUGUUCCUGACGCCGUCCUUCAUGAAAAUGACAAUCAAAGUCGCCCUUGCCUCGAACCCAAACGUCCAGUGGGCAAAGACAAAGAAGGUCUCGAUGGGCUCGGAACUAGUCCCUCUGAGUGUCGUGCAGAAAGCCAGGGCCCUCUUCCCCAACGCAAUCAUCGACCUGGGAUACGGCUCGAGCGAGUCCGGACUUGUUGGCGCCUUCUCUCUCCUUCGUCUUCCCGCAGGAGUCCCGGCUCCUCCAAAGCAUCUGGAGUAUAGACUCGUUACGCCAGGAGUGCGCUGUCUCCUCUUUGACGAGGAGGGAAACAUCGUCGACCAGAAGGUCUCCAAGAGCGGCGUACUCGUCUUUGCCGUCGACAAGGAUCAUCAUGCGAAGAACCAUCCCAACUUUGUCAACGCUGAUCCCAACAACAAGCUCGCACCCUUUGGUUUCCUCGAAGACGGCUCGCCCCGCGUCUGCACCAUGGACUGGGUCGAAAUGACUGGCGAGAACCAGUUCACUGUGAUUGGAAGAUUCGACCAGAAGAUCAAGGUCAACGGCGUCUAUGUCGACCUCAACGCCCUCGAGGAGUUGGUUCUCCAGCACAUGUCCAAAACCAUCAGCGAUUGCACCUUUGUCCAAACCUCCGAGAAGCAGAUCGUGAUGCUUUACGUCCUUCAGAAGGGAUCCGACAUCGAUACUGCUCCCAGCGAGAUGAUUCGUGUCGUCGAGGACUUUUUUACCCUCGAGAACGUCGCUAAGUUCCCGAUCCACAACGUCUUCGAACUUCACGAGUUCCCCUUCAACGACUCGGACAAGCGCGACCUCAAGAAGCUCAGGCGCAUCGCCGAGCACGCCAAGUACUUUGGCAAGUCGGUUGUCUAUCCGCCUCUCAUUAUCGAGGACACUCCCCUGUCUCGCACUGCCGCCAAGAUCUCCACGCUCGGCAGCCAGAUCCUCGACAUUGUUUCCCUCGACGGCCGCAACUACUACAUCGGCGGUGUCGGUUUUGACUCGCUGAGUGUCAGCCGCCUCGCCCUCGCCAUCAAGGACGAGUUUGAUGUCGAGAUCUCACCGCUGAUCCUGCUGUCGAACGGAAUGACGCCGCUCGAUGUCGCCCAGCUGGUCGUCGACAUACUCGACGACAAACCGAUGAUCCCCCCGACUGUUGAUCUGGCCGCUGAGGCCAUUAAACUCGACGAUGCGAGUGUGACGACCGAGGGUCUUCCUCCGUUUGUCUAUCCCAAUGACCCUCGUGGCAUCGUUCUGACCGGUGCCACUGGCUUCCUCGGUGCCUUCCUGGUCUUUGAGCUGGCCCACAAGUUCCCCCGUGCCAAGAUCUACUGCCUCGUGCGAGCCCAGAACGAACAAUUAGCAUUCACCCGGAUUUUCACCAAUGCCUCCAAAUUGGUGAUAGCAUCGAGAAUGGCUGGCGAUCCGCGGUACGAUGUGCGCGACCGAUUCAUCGGACUGUGCGGCGAUCUGUCACAGGACAAGUGGGGACUCUCGGACGAGCGAUGGAAGGAGAUCAGCGAGGAGACCGACAUGAUUGUCCACAACGGCGCCGAGGUCCACUGGCUGUUCGACUAUGACAGACUCAAGGGACCCAACGUCCUCAGCACGGCGACGGCCCUGAGACUGGCCACAACCCACCACCUGAAGCCGCUGCACUACAUCUCGACCAUCGGUACGAUCCCGAUGGCCAAGAGUUCCAACGAACCUCUCAAGGAGAAGAUCUAUUCGGCCUGGAACAUCUCUGGCGGGUAUGGCCAGACCAAAUGGGUCUCUGAACAGCUGAUCAACAAGGCACGAUCGAGGGGAGUGCCGGUGACGAUCAUUCGCCCAGCCGUCAUUGCCGGCGACAGCCAGUACGGAGUGUCCAACUCUGAUGACUACAUCUGGCGAUAUGUCAAGGGAUGCAUCCAACUCGGUGUUGCUCCGUCGUAUGCCACUCCCGUCACGAUGACCAUAGAUCCCGUUGACCACGUCGCCAAGGUGGUCGCCGAGAUUGCCGGCUCGGAGGAGUCCCUGUCCAAGUUUGUGUUCCACAUCAGCGACUCGGAGCACAGUGUCCUCACUGAGACCAAGCUGUUCGAGAUUGUCAAUUCCUUUGGCUGGCCCGUCCUCUUUGAAACUCGUGAGAAGUUCAAGUACAUCCUUUCCACCAACCCCUUGUACAACCAAAAUGCCCUGUUCCCGCUCAUGCACAUGAUGAUGGACAUGUCCAUCAAGAUCGACAACGCCAACACCCGCUCGAUCUACCCAACGCCCUGUCCCUCGACUGUGCUGAUCGCCAAGAAGUGUCUCAGCUACUUGAACCAUGCUCGCUUCCUUCCCAACCCCAUCCAACCGUCGAGCGAGCUCAAGGACGACGAGUAUCCCGAAGUCAGCAUCUUCACCCGCACCGGCCGCAACUGAUCAGCGGACCGUGAUUCAGCAAUAGAUUGAUCAGGUUGUUUCGUUCCUCUUCCUUUCUGGUUGAGUCUUUUCUUUCAUUUUCUUUCUUUUCCUUUCGUUUCAUCUAUAAACGGCGGAUCACUCGAUUGAUCCGCUCCCUUCGCUUCCAUGAUAUUGGUCUUUGGUCAAGUCCUGUCUGAGUCUUCUGAUGUGAACACGAUUGAUUUGCUGAGACUGA
Molecule: messenger RNA, 3773 nt
Organism: Polychytrium aggregatum
Lineage: Eukaryota; Fungi; Chytridiomycota; Chytridiomycetes; Polychytriales
Product: male sterility protein-domain-containing protein
Exons: 11
Coding region: 185-3556 (1123 amino acids)
Source: RefSeq, a predicted model, not a curated record